UUCCGAUAGGCAUGAAAAUUUCACAGAAUAUUUUUGAAAUGUUUUACUAUGAGAAAAUACAAAGAAAAUAAUAAAUGAUUUUUCAAAAGUGUUAGACCCUACCCGCCCCUUAACAGAAUGAUGUUGACAAUAGUUCAAUAGUCCCACGUCAACAAUUGGCAACAACUUGAUUGCGUAUGAUAGUUUUUAGUAACCAAUGUCUGGCAUACUUUCAUGUCGCAAAAGAAUUUCAUAGAAACGUGUUAUUGUGAUUACUUCUUAUCUGAACGCAGGUGUGACAAUCGGUGUUUAAUUACCUUUAUCAUAUCGAUAACGACCAGUCUACUUUCGAGAUAACAGCUCAAAAUGUUCGUCCAUUAUUGAUUGUCGCCAUUAUUGAUUCGGCUCAUGCCCAAAGAAAACGUUCAUUACUGUUUUGCGGUUCACUAAUGUGAUUUUUAAAUUGGACCAAGUGUUUCAAAUCAUAUCAUUUCAAACGGAUUCUUGGAAAAAUCAGCAUUAAGGUAGAAAACGUUAUAGUACUAAUGAGGGACACGUUGUAUUUCUGAAUAUACACAGAUUCAGGCUUUAGAAAAGGAAACUGCAAUUUAAACGCGAGUGAAAUUAAAAGAAGAUCGAGGUAACUAAUAUUAGGAUACCUUGACUGUAUCAGAAUGGCCGAAGACAACACAAAAUAUAAGAAGACCGGUAAACUGGGAGGAGCUCGUCACGGUGACUCGUUCCAGGUGCAUUUAUUAAUGCUUAUUUAUCAAGGAGCUGCUCGUGAUAAAAGUUUUACAAAUUUCCGCUUAGCAACCGAGUGGGAAGUUGCGGAAAAAUUUGACGAUGUAGUUCUGGUGUGGAAAACAGAUGAAGGUAAAACUCAAAAUUAUUUAUUCAUCCAAGCCAAACACAAGCAGUCUUCGGAAAUCAACGAGAAACAUUUUUUCCCUGUGAAGGAUGACGAGAAGGUAAAUGGAGCUUUUUCGAUGUACAAAUAUUUGCAAUCGUUUUAUGACAUUAUGAACAACAGUGAGUUCAAUAAUGGGAACCUUGAUUUUGUGAUUUACACGAAUGCAAAAUUAAAUAAUAGUUCAGGGUGGUUCAUCGAAGCUGGUAUCCAACCUACAAGUGCUCUGAAUUUGCUAGGAGGCAGCGGAGAGUUUUUUAAGGUACAAAACACCGAUGAACGCAUAAAGACUUUAUUAGAUUUUAGCAACAAAGCUUUCCACGAUUUACUAGAAGAGAUAGAAAAUGCCUUUGGAGAUAGCAAGAAAAAAGAGAAAAAUGAUGGAGUUGAAAAUGGAGAAGAUAAGUUUCAAACAGAUUUAAUUAAAAAGUACAGCACUGAAUUGAACAAUAAAGUGCUUUUUGUUAAAAAAGGUGCGGUUCGAUUUACUGCUAGAUUCAAAAAGUAUGAAAAUUUGAGUCCCUUAGAACUAAAACUAUAUGAGCAUUUCUCGAAGGAAGACAAAAUGCAAACUAUGAAGAGUACAAAUAAGCAACUGAUUGAAGCGUUAACUUCUAAAAACCAAUCAAAGAGUAGACUUCGAUAUUUUGAAAAAAUAGAUGUUGAGAAGUUUUUUGAAAAAUGUAUCAUUGCCACUAGUCAGCCAAACAACGAAGAACUUGAAAAACACGUAAUAGAAAAAUUCAAGGGGACACAGAAGUCCGUCUCAGAUGAAUAUUAUGCCGAUCUGAUGUACGCAGGUUUACGUAAAAUUAUCAACAAUUGGUUGGAUUUCAUGCAAGAUAAACUUUGUCCUUUUUUAACGAUUACCGAAUUGACAAACCACUCAAACGACGUUAUUCGUACUAUUGCAAAGUCAAAGUUAGAAGGUCAGACACAAAUUUUCGAAUGCGUGAUGGAAAACUUUCGCAUCAAAUUUGCAAGUUGCAGUCCUCUAGGAAAUUUGAUUGCCUUUAAUUUUCCUAUGGUUGUUUAUAAAUGUACCGAGGAAGGGCUUCUAACUUAUCUUAAAAUGUAUCAGAUUUUUCAUGACCAUAAACAAAUCUAUCACUAUUUGAAACUAACAGAUUUGCCUCACUUUGAGAAAGAAAUAAAUAGUUUGAAAGACUCAAAUUCGGAUGUUUAUAUUUUACUGGACGAUAAUUGUCCAGAAUCUAAGGUCUCAUAUGACUUUAUCCAAUCAGAUUCGAUUAGUAAUAAAAUCAAACUUAUUUUUUUAACCACCACUGAGGAUCGCACCAAAAAUUUCUUCAGAAAUCAACCUUUUUAUUCGAUUGAAGAUUCAAAAGACAACAUGAAACUGUUGAGCAAAGAUAGUCAAGAUAAACUUUCACAAAAGUCAGUGGCAUUUCAAGGUGUUGAACUUACUUUGCAUGAACUUUUUCCGACUAAAAAUCUUCAUGCUCUCAUAAGUGACGAAAUAGUCGAAAAGUUGAUACAACAAAAACGUAUUGAAAUUGGAGUUGCUUCACCUGAAUUGAAACUUGGUUGUUAUAUCGCACAAACUAUUAGUAAUUCACCAAGCGAUGGCUUAUGGGCUCGAAAAGCCGAGAAAAUCUAUGGCGAGGAGGAUUUUCUCAAUCAUUCAACUCAAUUUAAAACGAUUCUGCUGUCCUCUUUACCAGGUAUGGGGAAAACUACUCUUUGGAUGAAAUUAGCUCAAGUUGUAAAAAAAUUGAAUCCUACUAAUUGGAUCCUGUUCAUUCGACUGACUGAUUGUGCGAAAAAACUAGAAGACCCAAACGAACUAACGAAUUUAGAAGACGCAAUUAAUCUGCUCUGUGUAAUUCUGUCGAUAGAAUCUGACUUUGAACGUAAACUAUUUUCGAAAUGGCUCCAGGAAACAGAGCAUAAAAUUACCAUCUUUUUCGAUGGUUACGAUGAACUGCCUAUGAAAGUAAUGGAGAAAGCUAUUUCAUUAUUUCGUAUGCUCCAAAAAGUGCAGAUUUUUAUCAGUACACGAUCCCACCAACAGGAAGUUUUGGAAAGGUAAUAAAAGUGAAGACAUUUUACUUGCAACCGAUCAGCGAAAGUGACCAAAUAGUUCUUUUGAAACAUCUUCUCAAAGUUUCGGAUAAUCUUGAUACGAUAAAUGCAUUUGUAGAGAAACUGAUUAAAAGCGAACCGAUGAAGGCCCUUACAACAACUGCUGGCACUCCUUUAAUUAUCAACAUGCUAGCCGAAAUCUAUAAAUCUUAUGUGAAUGAACUGUGCAAACCAAAUGAAAACACUCCUUUGCAAUCCUUCAAUGCAGAAAACUUGAACUUUGUGGAACUAUUUGAAAACUUUGAGUACCAUUCAUUCAAACGACAGCAUAUAGUAAAACAUGAAUUGGGCGACAGUUUAUUGGACAAAGAAAAUCUUUUAUAUGUAAGUUACGUCAAGCUCCACAACUACCUCGGUCUCAUGAGUUUAAUUGGGAAAGAAGCGAUGCACUUGAUUGAAAGUGACGAGCAAGAACGCACAUCACUGGAGAAACAAGCAAAUCGAGUAGACUCUCUAAUUAUGCCAAAAUACUCAAAUGGAAUUCCGCACUUCAUCCAUGCCACGAUAGCUGAAUUCUUCGCUGCAAAGUGUUUGGGUGAGUGUCUGCGUCGUAUGAGUUCCGAAACUAUGAAACAACAUUUUUCCAGGCACGAUAAAAUUUUCGACUCUAAAAAUAAUCAGCAAAUAGCAGAUAUUUACGAUUUGUACCUAAUUGUAUUAAGGCACUAUCCCUUCGUUCGGAAAAUCUUGUUUUUAUAUGCAAGAUCAAAUGAGCAGCUUCUGGAAAAAUUAUUGCAUAUGUUUUCGUUGGUGUUUCCUUAUCCGUUUAAGUUGUAUAAAGAAAUGAUCUGUACAAUGUCAAACUGUGAUCAACUCUGCAGAACGGAGAAAUACUUCCCAAGCACAAAUUACCUCUAUUCACACACUUACUUUUGGCCAAUAGACCCUAACGAGCUACCAUUAAAUUCUGCUGUUCGGAGUGGUAGUGCCGAAUUUGUUAAUUUGUUGUUGAACCAAGAAGGAUUAAUAUAUUCUAGAUAUAAUUACGUAGAAACUGCAUUAGAUAUAGCUUUGAAACUUGGUGACGCCAAAAUUGUCAAGCUUCUUCUGGGCAAAUCAGCCACUAUAGGAACGAUUUCAAUGUCUGGUAUUCUUCUGCGGUUUAAUGAAUGCGCCCAACUGUUUUUAGACCGAGGAAACCCUGGAUGUAUUGAGAAAGCUAUUGGCAUAGAUCGGUCUCCCUACAUAGGUAGUUACAUGUUUGCUCUAGCAUUGAAAAAUUUAACACUGUCCAAAAGAAUUACUUCAAAUGCCGUUAUUUCUCAUAAUAAUUAUAGAAGCAAAUCGUUGAAGUUUUUGAUAAAUGAAAACGAUGAUUCUAUACGUAAUUUAAUCGAAGGGUUGCUACAAAAUAUGAGAGUCUUGCUCGAGGGAGGUGCUAAAGUCGAUAAUUAUGCAUUUAGUAUUGCCAUUUUAUUAGGAAAUCCAGCAACAAAGCAAUGUAUAGAGUUGCUACUUGAAUACGCGGUUGAUCCAAAAGAGGUCUACAAUGCAUUGCAUUCGGCUGUUUUCUUUAAUAACCCCGACUGUGUCGACAUGCUUAUUCAAAGAGGUUUUCCGGUUAUGGCAAAGAAUGAAUACGGUAAAAUCCCUCUUCAUUUUGCCAUUGAGAAGAACGCUAAGAAGGUUAUCGAAAUAUUGCUAGAACAUAAAAAAAUAAAUGAAAUGUUGCUCACUUCGGAUAACUUUGGACGAACUGCUUUACAUAUGGUCGCAAUCUCUGAUAAUUACGAGCUUCUGAACAUUCUUAUUGAACACGGUUUAUCGGUAAUGGCAAAAGAUGAAGAUGGUAGAAUCCCUCUUCAUAUCGCCAUUGAAAACAACGCUAAGAAGGUUGUCGAAAUAUUGC
Malaya genurostris is the source of this 4844-nucleotide messenger RNA. RefSeq lists its product as uncharacterized. NCBI's taxonomy places the organism in Eukaryota, Metazoa, Arthropoda, Insecta, Diptera, Culicidae. The coding region runs from base 654 to 2942 and encodes 762 amino acids. The transcript is spliced from 2 exons. The record is from RefSeq and is a predicted model, not a curated record.